Vanessa atalanta (red admiral) is the source of this 3538-nucleotide messenger RNA. RefSeq names its product zinc finger CCCH domain-containing protein 13-like. The record is from RefSeq and is a predicted model, not a curated record. Lineage: Eukaryota; Metazoa; Arthropoda; Insecta; Lepidoptera; Nymphalidae. The transcript has 9 exons. Gene Ontology annotation, cellular component: RNA N6-methyladenosine methyltransferase complex. Gene Ontology annotation, molecular function: metal ion binding. Bases 213 to 3281 code for a protein of 1022 amino acids.
ACAAUAACGCCAUUAACCUAAAUUUAACUAAUGUUGAUGACUUACAAUCAAUAAUAAAAUAAACAAGAUAUAAAAAAGUAGUGCAUAAUUAAAUAAGUAAAAUAUUGUUUUUGUAAUGAAGUAAAAAUAUUGUCUUUAGUGAUCAUUCUUUGUGAAAGGGGAUGUGUUUUUUUAACAAACGAUUUCGGUGAGACCAAUGUAUUUUCACUAUAAUGUCAAAACAAGGAAAAAGAAAAAUUACUGUGGAGUUACCGAAAACGAAAGACCUAUCGAAUAGACCUAGUGUGUUUGAACGUCUCGGUACAAAAAAAUCAUCUAGUGCAAAAAAAGUUACAGAAUAUUGUAGACAGUGGUCUCAACACGGCAGUUGUGCUUACGGAAAAAAUUGUAAGUUUGCUACAACGCAUACUUUAAUAAGUCCUUCAAAACAACGUGCGGCAAAUAAAGAUACAGAGCAGAAACGUCUUGUGAAAGAUGAUGGUAAAAACCGAUUGCAUUCUACAGUAGUUGUUAGAUCAGGUCGUAGCCCUGAUGGUGAGAUAGACAAUUGGGACCAAAAUGACUUAGAAUAUGCUGAUACAGAUGUUCUUGAGAAAAGAAGACAGCAAUUACAGCGUGAAUUAGAGUUACAAAUGAAAAAAGACUCAACUAAAGAUAUGCGUAAAGAGAAAAAGAAAACAGUCUCUAGCUCAUCUUCAUCAAGGAGCUCUACAUCAUCCAGUGUAUCAUCGUCUUCCUCAGAUGGCAGCAGUUCAUCCUCUUCGUCUGGCAGGGAUACUAAAAGGAGAUUCAAAAAAGGCAAAUUAAAAAGAAAUUCCAGUUCUUCCUCUGAUUGUGAUAUUCCUACUAAAAAGAAGUUAUUAAAAAAUGACAAUCUUAAGAGGGAUAAAAGUGAAUCCAAAAAAGUAAUAAAAAAAGAUGAUAGGUUGUUAAAAAAACAUGAAGCCACUAAAAAGAAAAACCUUUCCAAGGCUAUUGGUAAAAAAUCUUUAUCACCAGGCAAGAAAUCAGGUGGCACUCCUCCAAUAACUUCCAAAAGUGUGGCUACGAAAAAUCCUCCAAAGCAUGUUAAAUCACCACAAAGGAAAGACAGGAAUAGAAGUGCUUCACCACAUUCCUCGCGAGAAAAAGAUAAAGAAAAGGAUCGCCCUAAAGACAAAGAGAGAGAUAAAGAAAAGGAAAAAGAUCGUGAAAAAGAAAGAGAUCGAGUGAGAGCACGUACCCGAUCGCCUAAAAAAGGGAGAUCUAGAUCUCCUCGUAGACAUGGAUCACAUCCCAAAGAUCCAAGAAGGAAAGAGAGUUCUGAAAGGAGUCGACCUGUUUCACCUAAAAAACAAAUAAGAAGAGAGGGUAGUCCAGAAAGACAUAGAAAACGAUCUUUAAGCAGAGACCGAGACAGGGGCCGCGAUCACAAAGAGAGAUCAUUAGAGAGAAAGAAAGAUAAACAUGAUGAGAAAGAAAGACAUGACAGAAAAGAUAGAGGACGAGACAGAAAUAAAGACACAAAAAGGGAGGAUCCGAAAAGACGUGGACGCGAACGCGGCUUAGGUGGUAGUAGAGGUGACAAAGGGUUAGAAAAACCUAAUAAACCAAUGCAAAGAUUACUUCCUCGGCCAGAAGAACGGCUUGCUGCACUUGCAGCUAUUUCAAAUAGAGCUUUAGAAACUGAUAAAAAUUCUAGUAAUUCAAAAGAUCGACAGGAUGUACAUUCUGAAAGAGGCGGUCGCAAGCAAGACAGACUUGAAAGAGACCGAUCAAACAAGCGAGAUAGAAUGGACAGUAUAGAUAGGGAUCCAGGAGAUUAUGAAAUUGGCAUGGAUCACCAAUAUGAUCAUGGACAUAAUAUUGAACAUUAUGACAGAAUUGACGAUCGCUACGAAGGUGUCGCUAGAGAAGGCGAUAGAUCACCUGGAUAUAAUAUACAAGGUAGAGAAAGGCAUUACGACACAGGUUAUGAUAUGUCUGGUCCACCUAGAGGGUACCCUGAAGAAGAUGAUAGGAUGUUUGGGGAAUCAAUGGGAGAUCCUCGGGGUGUGGAAUUAGGAUAUGAUGACCGACGUCCUCAUCGUGAUCAUUCCUGGGAAGGGAGAUCAGGUUCCAUGGAUAGAGAGCGUAACUACAUGCAUUCACACAAAGAAUGGGAUAAUGAAGAUUACCGUGGACGAGGAGAUUGGGGUCGUGAACGUCACUGGCCCCUACACAAGCCUCAGAUGAACGAAUGGGAUGACAAAGAACAAGACGUCGAAGGUUGGCAUCACCGUGGACAUCCAACUGGCCCUCACCGCGGUCGUAUGCAUGAUGAUUAUAAUCGGGGAGGGAGAAUCGACCACGGAAGAAACGAAGGUAAUAAGAGACGUUUGCCUAGAAACGAAACCGAAACUUCAAAAGAAAUUACACCUUCCACACAAACAGCUCCAAUAGUACCAUCAGAGGAACAGGAGGCAGAAGAUAAACCUAUCCCUGAUGAUCUAAGUGAGAUCAGUGAUGACCCUGAUGACAUUCUUGAACGAGAAGAUAUGGUUGACCAAAACAUGGAUGAAAGCAGUCAAACUGGACAACCUCUUGAAGAAACAAAACCAGAGUGUUCAGAAAAAGAAUCAACUCAGGACACCAGUGGUGCUGGAGAAGAAAAGGAGUCACAGGAGGGUAAAGAUGAUGAAGAUGUCACUAAUUUAGACUUUGAAGAAAUAUCUGAUGGUGAAUUAGAAGAAGAACGAACAAGAGCUGGCUUAGGUGAUGCUCUUGGAGUAGAUUGGGCGAGUCUCGUGGCAGAUGUUCAUCGGCGAGAACAAACUGCUCCUGCUGGAGGUGCAAGGGAUAGGUGGAGACCAGAAUGUGUGCUGUCUCGAAUUGGGCUUUCUAUUGACAUGGCUGGGAAAGAAACAGUUCAAAACAUAAUACAGCAAAAUGCAAGUGCUCUUCAAUCAGAACAAAGUAAAGUUAAAACAGAAGAUAUUGAUGAUAAAUCUAAUUUAGUAAAUGGCCAACAUGAAGAUAAAAACGACGAAAAGUCUACCUUACCACAUACAGAUGUUGACAAAUUACAUCCAGUAGCUACUAUUCAGGUGGCAAUGGAAAAGCGUAAACGUCAACGGGCUGUUUUGUUUGGAUCAGGGUGUGAAAUAACACGAGGAUUAAGUGCGAGGCGCGACUUGGCGUUGCGUCGGUAUCUAUGCCAUUUGCCAGUUGCAGAGCGCACUGGUCAGUCACGUGUAGCACCACAGCCUUCACUUUUUCAUGCAGCUCGUGCUUUAUUUAUGCAAGCACCUGUAACAGGCUGACACAGGCUUUAUCUCAAACAUUAUACCUUAAAGUGAUUCAAGUGGAUUUACAAAUCUAAUUGUAAACAAAUUGAACUUUGGACCUUGUUUUCAGUUUAUAAUAAUUAAAUGUAAGUUUACUAGUUAAAACAUUGUGGAAAUGUUAUAUGUGUAAGAAACUAGUAUCUAUAAAAUAGAGGUAUUUUAUUUUACAUUUGUUGUGAAUAGAAAAUCCUUAUAAGUUAUAUAAAAUUAUAAUAAAGUGACUCUGAAACAUU